Rhinocladiella mackenziei CBS 650.93 is the source of this 354-nucleotide messenger RNA. RefSeq lists its product as uncharacterized. The coding region runs from base 1 to 354 and encodes 117 amino acids. The transcript has 2 exons. The record is from RefSeq and is a predicted model, not a curated record. Gene Ontology annotation, cellular component: EKC/KEOPS complex. NCBI's taxonomy places the organism in Eukaryota, Fungi, Ascomycota, Eurotiomycetes, Chaetothyriales, Herpotrichiellaceae.
AUGACCACCUCAGAUUCCGAAUUUCCUUGCUCAUUAGUCAUUGAUGUACCCCUUCUGAACCAUCGCCUAGCCUCCUCGGCCAUGCGCGCCCUCCAAGUCGACGCCGAACUUUCUCCUCUGGUCCGCCGGAAAUUUUCCUUGGUGGAUGCUAAUACAGCCUCGUCCUCUAUCAAUGGAGGUCAGACAGACCAUGGUGGGCUGGAGAAUAACCACAAUACCAUUCUGCGCACUGAAUAUUCCGCAACUACCAAUCGAAUGCUUCGAGUCGCUGUCAACGGCUUCAUGGAAUCUCUCGGCGUUGUCCUGCAGGUCAUGGAAGAACUGGAUGUGGAUGUACUUGAAUCCAAAUCAUGA